Molecule: messenger RNA, 1056 nt
Organism: Penicillium paradoxum
Lineage: Eukaryota; Fungi; Ascomycota; Eurotiomycetes; Eurotiales; Aspergillaceae
Product: DUF1295 domain protein
Exons: 2
Coding region: 1-1056 (351 amino acids)
Cellular component (GO): membrane
Source: RefSeq, a predicted model, not a curated record
AUGGCAUCUUUGCCACUUCCUCGCGUGGAGUCCCUCUUGGACUUGACCUCCUUCGAGCUCACCGUUCUCCCUUACUUGUCCCAGCUGCAAUGGCUGCCCGACAGCUUGCGCGCAGCUGGUAGCGAUAUUUAUAGCUUGCGGGCUGUUUAUUUAGCUACCAAUCCCCUCGUUUCUGCGCUCGCUUUUGGUGGAGUUCUAGCCUGUCUGUUUUUCAUCGCAGCCGAGAUCAACCGGAACUAUUCUCAAGUCGACCGGUUUUGGAGCAUUCUUCCCGCAGUGUACAACGUGCAUUUUGCCCUCUGGGCUCGCCUCUCUGGCAUCCAGACUCAUACUCUGGACACCAUUGCAGCUAUCAGUGUCCUCUGGAGUGUUCGCUUGACUUUCAAUUACUGGCGCAAAGGAGGAUAUUCGAUCGGCUCGGAGGAUUACCGCUGGCAGAUCGUGCGUUCCAAGGUGAACAACAGCUUUGUGUUCAUGAUUUUCAACCUUGGAUUCAUCGCAGUGGCCCAGUCGCUGUUGCUCCUUCUCAUCACCGCUCCAACCUACAUCUUCGUUGUUGCCGCAUACAACCAGGGAUCUGAGACCUUCGGCCUUCCUGACUUGGCCUUCUCCCGCGCUGCCUUCUUCUUCAUUAUCAUUGAAUUCUUCGCCGACGGACAGCAGUGGAAGUUCCAGUCUGCCAAGCGGGAAUACCAAACCAACGCUCGUAUCCCCGAGGCCUACAAGGACCAGUUCAGUGCUGAAGAUCUCGACCGUGGCUUCGUUGUCAGCGGUCUCUGGUCUUGGUCGCGUCACCCUAACUUCGUUGCUGAGCAGGCCAUUUGGCUGACCAUGUACAUCUGGUCGUGCUACCGCACCGAGACUUACUUCAACUGGACUGGCCUGGGAGCCUUAGGGUACCUUGCCAUCUUCCAGGGAAGCACUCGUCUCACUGAAUGCAUCAGUGCCGGCAAGUAUCCCGAGUACAGCGAUUACCAGGCUCGCGUUGGGAGAUUUAUCCCUCGCCUGUCUGUUAAGGCCAAGAAAACCAAGAAGACUAGCAAGAAGAGCAACUAA